Messenger RNA from Panicum virgatum (switchgrass), 898 nucleotides. RefSeq lists its product as uncharacterized. The transcript has 4 exons. Lineage: Eukaryota; Viridiplantae; Streptophyta; Magnoliopsida; Poales; Poaceae. The record is from RefSeq and is a predicted model, not a curated record. The coding region runs from base 106 to 564 and encodes 152 amino acids.
AGGCUGAAGGCUGCAGCUGGGCAGCAGAUCCGGCUCGCCCCGGCCGUCGUCUUCAUCGUCUUCUCCGGCGAGCGGGGCGAGCUCUACGGCGGCGCCGUCGAGGGGAUGGACGCCCAGUCCAAUUGGAGAGGGGGUACGGCCGCCUCGAGGCUCUCGUACAAGAACGCCACCAUCGCCGUGUGCGCCUUUAACCUCCUCGUUGCUGCCCUCCUCCUUCACAACUACCACUCGUCCUGGACGCGCAUCCCAGGCGGCGACCAGUUCGAUUAUGCUCAGCUUCGGUAUAUAUGGGAAUCAGAAGAGUUGCGUCGUGCUAUGGAACCUGUGGAUUUGAUUAGAAGAGUGAAGGAAAUUGAGCAAGAAGCUUUUGGUGACCACGGCAUGGCAACACAAGAUCCUAAGCAGACCGCUGCUGUUGAUUUAUCAAAUAGGCUGAAAGAUUUAAGGGCAGGGAAUGAUGGCAGCAGCCAAAAAGCCCUUGAAGAAUGGCGUAAACGGAAGAUGGAGCGUGCAAGGCAGCGAGCAAUAGAAAAGAAUGGGACAUCUAGUGCAAAAACACUAUGAAGCGAGAGAAACAUUAUUCAGCACAAGGGAUUUUGUUGAGCUUUGGUGUUGCUGUGGUGUGCAUUCAACUCUGCCUGUUCAGCCUAGUUGAGAGAAGCUGUGGUCUCCGUGUCUCCCUUGAUUGUAAAUUACUUGUAGCACUCUUGUUGUAGAAGUGAAGUUUUAGCAGAAGUUAUUUUCCAUGUUGUGUUUUUUAAGUAGCAUGUAUCGGUAUCAAUUUUGUUUGUAAAAAAAGAGGCUACCUUUCCCCUGCUCAUGUAACAGUUAAAUAUGUACAACAACAUUUAUUGUUUCAAGUCGUGUGAAGAGGUGCAAGAAAUUGCUUCACAUUCUA